UACUCUUUUCUUUUCGGAUUUUCGCUCCCACGGCCGGGCGUUUCCGCCGUGUUGCCGCGGGGAGCGGAUCCCGCUCGCGAGGACUGCGGAGAGCAGUGGCUCCAGGGGGGAGCGGGCAGAGCCGGCGGGGACAGCAGCCCCGCGACGACGCGGUGAGCUCACAGGGCGGUCCCCGAGGCGGGGGCAGGGGCGGGGGAGGUUGUAGUUCCGGUUCCGUCACCCAGACACGUGAAGGUCGGCGAGUCGCUGUAGUGCUCGCUUCGGCCCGCGUGGUCGUGCCGGGAUGGAGUCCUCUGCGUCCUCUUCAGGCUCGGCUCUGGGCGCCGUGGACCCCCAGUUGCAGCAUUUCAUCGAGGUGGAGACGCAGAAGCAGCGCUUCCAGCAGCUGGUGCACCAGAUGACGGAACUUUGCUGGGAGAAGUGCAUGGAUAAGCCUGGGCCUAAGUUGGACAGUCGGGCUGAGGCCUGUUUUGUGAACUCCACGAGGCCCAAGAGGAAAGUUAGCACCGAUGGAGCGGCGAAGGCAGAGCCCAAGCGCCUCUCCGCGAGGCUGUUGGCCAAGCCUGCCACUGCCAAGGUGGACCCGAAGCCGAAAAAGGAUAAAGCAUCAGACAAAAAAGUACAGAUAAAAGGGAAGAGGGGAGCAAAGGGCAAACAGGCUGAAGUGGCUGACCAGCAAACCACAGAUCUGCCUGCAGAAAAUGGAAAGAAGGAAAAACGGAGUCCAGCCUCUGAAGAAGAGAAAGCAGCCAAGUCCCACUAA
Messenger RNA from Mastomys coucha (southern multimammate mouse), 763 nucleotides. It is a transcript of the gene Timm8a, whose product is annotated as translocase of inner mitochondrial membrane 8A. Lineage: Eukaryota; Metazoa; Chordata; Mammalia; Rodentia; Muridae. Gene Ontology annotation, molecular function: nucleosomal DNA binding. The record is from RefSeq and is a predicted model, not a curated record. Gene Ontology annotation, cellular component: chromatin; nucleus. Gene Ontology annotation, biological process: chromatin organization.